Messenger RNA from Lasiosphaeria miniovina, 354 nucleotides. RefSeq lists its product as uncharacterized. The transcript has a single exon. NCBI's taxonomy places the organism in Eukaryota, Fungi, Ascomycota, Sordariomycetes, Sordariales, Lasiosphaeriaceae. The annotation marks the transcript as partial. The record is from RefSeq and is a predicted model, not a curated record.
AUAAAGAACAAACUGCAAAUCAACGCAGACCACUACGAUAAUGACCACGCUCGCCAGUCAUAUAUCGAGUUCCGUCUAGCCGGAAAGGCUUCCCAUCAACUGGAACCCUACUUGGAAGAGCGCCAUCCCAACCAGAUCAACACAUCUGAAGGCCUGCUAACAUGGCUCAAGAACGAGUUCCGCAACCUUAACCGGGAGGAAGAGGCGAUGGACGAGUUCACCACUCUCCAGAUGAAGCCAGGAGAUGACUAUCAUACCUUCCGUAACGAAUUCGUACGCCUAGCAGGAGAGUGCCGACGACCACGCUCUGAGUGGAAGAAGAAGUUCAAACGACGCCUUACCCCUGCCAUGCAG